Sipha flava (yellow sugarcane aphid) is the source of this 1002-nucleotide messenger RNA. RefSeq lists its product as uncharacterized. The transcript is spliced from 3 exons. NCBI's taxonomy places the organism in Eukaryota, Metazoa, Arthropoda, Insecta, Hemiptera, Aphididae. Bases 165 to 941 code for a protein of 258 amino acids. The record is from RefSeq and is a predicted model, not a curated record. Gene Ontology annotation, biological process: cell surface receptor protein tyrosine kinase signaling pathway. Gene Ontology annotation, cellular component: cytoplasm.
AGUCCUGCGCGGGCAUGUGGUAGGGGGUUUUUCUUUUCAUUCCUGACGGACGAAUCCGUUCCUCACGCAAUUGGACAGUAGUCGUUCUACCGGCAACGUUACCGAUAGAGUUUCCGACGUCUUUUGCUCUCCAUCUGUUCGUCAAUUAUUUUUCAUCUAUCAACAUGGGCUGCGUGCAUAGUAAACAAGAGACAACCUCCACACCUUCUGUAUUCAAAGUUUCAAACGUUGAUAGCAAUGGUGUUGAAACUAGCCGAAUUCAUAUUGAAAUCACCGAACGCGAUUUGAUUUUGCACAAGCCAAAUGAAAGGGAUUCACUGGUUUGGCCAUUGAAAACAAUCCGACGUUACGGAUAUGAAGGCGUCAUGUUCUGCAUUGAAGUUGGCCGUUCAUCUGUUUAUGGUCAAGGAAUAUUUGCAUUUAGAUGUAAAGAUGCUAAGCUUGUUUUCAAUACUUUCAAAAAAGCAUUACAGAUCAACAAUUUAACAAAUUUGGCAUCAGAUAUGUCUCUUGAGUUACAUAAUAUUUGUCGUCCGUCGUUCACUCAAAGAAAUGCAUUUGACAAGAUUUAUGAUGAAAUCAGUUUUAGUGGUAUAAGUAAUAUCAGUGGGUCGAUUAAUAACAGCCAAUCACCAUAUCUUUCGCUGGAUUCAGAUUCUAUAACUCAACCACAAAAUAUAUAUGUAAACAUGUUCAACAACCACGAAGACAACAAUGAUCUCCAAUCUACUAACUCUGAUGAAUUAUCUAAGGACAAUCUUACAUACACUGAAGUGGAAAUAGUAGCUUGCAACAACCCGGUUAAAAAACCACCUACUCCUGCUGAAACACCAAUUUAUACAACUAUUGAUUUUAUCAGAACAAUGCAUUUGAGUAGUAGGAAAAUGUUUAAAUGUAAUGAUAAUACAGGAGUGAGAAAAACUAGACAUGAUUAUGAAUGAGUAUCUUACCUUUUAUUUUACCAUAAAGUACAAUAUACAUUUACCUAUUAACUUACUUUAG